AUGGAGGCAGCUUUUGAACCAAAGAACCAAAGGGAAUGUGAUGAAAGAAGUGAUUUCAAUCAAGAUGUGAAAGCACCUGCUACAACACCUCAUCAUCGUGAAAAAAAUAAAUUGCAAAAAAAGAAGAAGAUUUGCACUGUUAAGAAACAGUACUAUUGCGAACAGUGUGGGAAAGUAUUUAGUAGAAAUACUCACUUGUUGUCCCAUAUGAAAAUUCACACAGAUGAGAAGCCAUAUCAAUGUGAACAGUGUGAAAGACGAUUUGCACGAAAGAGCGACUUGACAGCUCAUGUGAAGAUACACACUGGUGAGAAACCGUAUCAUUGCAAGCUCUGCGGAAAAAAAUUUAUUCGAAAUAGUUCUUUAACAAUGCAUAUGAUGAUCCAUUCUGAUAUUAAACCGCACAUGUGUGAAUAUUGUGGAAAGACGUUUUCACAAAAAAGUUACAUUCGUAUUCACAUCAGAAUGCACACUGGAGAGAAACCCUACCAGUGUAAAUUGUGUGUGAAAAGAUUUGCUCAAAAGGGUGAUUUACAUAGCCACCAGAGGUGUCAUACUGGUGAGAAACCUUACCACUGUGAACAAUGUAAAAAGAGUUUUACUCAAAAAAAUAAGUUGAACAUUCAUAUGAGAACUCACACUGGUGAGAAACCAUAUCAGUGUAAAUUAUGUGAAAAGGCGUUUGUUUGCGCUGCAGGCUUGAAUGAUCAUAUCAUGACACACACUGGUGAGAAGCCAUACCAAUGUGAAAAGUGUGGAAAGAGAUUUUCCUUAUCUGGUACCUUGACAAUUCAUAGAAGAACACACACAGAUGAAAAACCAUAUCAAUGCGAAAAAUGUGGGAAAAUAUUUGCUCGGAUUUGCAUCUUGAGAAGUCACAUGACAACACAUACCGGCGAGAAACCAUACCAGUGUGAACAAUGUGGAAGAAAAUUUUCCAGAAAAGGUGUAUUACAAAAUCAUACGAGAACCCACACUGGUCAGAAACCACACCAGUGUGAACAUUGUGGAAAGAGGUUCACACGAAGUUCAACUUUAAACAAACACACGACUACUCACUGGUAA
Messenger RNA from Saccoglossus kowalevskii, 1065 nucleotides. RefSeq lists its product as uncharacterized. Lineage: Eukaryota; Metazoa; Hemichordata; Enteropneusta; Harrimaniidae. The record is from RefSeq and is a predicted model, not a curated record.